AUGGAUAUGAGCGCGCACGGCGCCCCGAAUCCGCAAUCGCAGGACAACGGGCAGCCGCGAAGCUAUUGGAGCCUGUCGGAACAUGUCGCGCUGAUGUACUGGCACAUUGCGCUUGAGAUUCUAGCGUGGGCAAUCAUCUUGCCAGUCGCUGUCAUGUUGAGCAUUGCGCACUCUCGAUUCACUCUACCUUCUCAACUGGCGUUUCUCGCCGUCAAUGCCUUCGCACUCGUGCUUGGCCUGAUUUACAGCCACAAGACGCCGAACCUAUACGAAAACAACUCGCAUAGCAAGACGGGAUGGGCUAUUACUUGGAUUGCUUCAGCAUGGGUCUUCAUGGCUCUGAUCCAGACCUACACCGGGCCAUCCCACGGAUUUUCGAGGACGGAGGAUGAAGCGGCACAGCCAAUAACUACCGCAAAUAUGGUCAGGUACCAGCGCGUGAAGGACGAAGAGCUUCCAAACCCAUCACGAUGGUCGAUUGACUCUGGCCAGGGCACUGAGCGCAACUCGGCGUCACUUUAUGGCCACUCUCGAUCACCUAGUGUGGAGUCGGAGAAUCAGCAGUUCUCUGGGCCAACGCGCAAGCACACACAUGAUGACCUCGACUCUUUCGACGACGGAUCUGAGAAACGCGGCUUCUUGCGCAACACUUCGGUGAACAGAUUCCUGUCGCGCAAUGCAGCACGGUUUGUAGUUGGUCGGACCCUGAAAGCCAUCCGGUUUCUUUACGUCGUGUUCGAACGCACAAUGCUCAUCCAAGGAUUCGUAGCCAUAGCUAACGGCACUGUCGUCUACGGCGGCAUCGGAAGAGGAGGAGCAGUCUUCAACGUGCUGGCUCACUACGUCAAGGGCGGAAUAUUCUUCCUCUACGGCCUCCUUACACUGGGUCGAUGGAUGGGAGCGUUUGCUGACUUUGGAUGGGCGUGGAACGUAAAACCACCGAAGGAGGUAGUCGGUCGUCGGAGGGCGGCUUUACCUUCGGCGGAGUUUACCGAGUCGUUCGUCAUCUGGCUGUACGGUGCCACCAAUGUCUUCCUUGAACACUUGGCUGCAUGGGGCGAUGCAUGGACAGCGCAGGACUUAGAGCACGUCUCGAUUUCUGUCAUGUUCUUUGGUGGUGGCUUGUUGGGAAUGAUCAUCGAGUCCACAAAGAUGAGAGCGCUGCUCAACAGCGCAGUAGUCUCUUCGCACACGCUUUUUCAAUCCAAUGAGCAAGCAUGGCAGCAGCCACGCCAGUACCGGGUUUCCAUGAACCCUCUGCCUGCUAUCAUCAUCAUGCUCCUUGGCAAGAUGAUGAGCUCUCACCACCAGGACUCGAUGCUCUCAACAAUGAUCCAUAUGCAGUGGGGCAACAUGUUCAUGGGUUUCGCUCUUGCGCGAGGACUCACAUAUCUGUUGCUGUAUCUCUCGCCACCAACAUCGUACCUUCCAGCCCGCCCGCCAACUGAGAUUGUGACUGCGUUCUGUCUCAUCUCUGGUGGCAUAACCUUCAUGCUCAGCAACAAGGACACCGUUGCAGUGCUCGAAUCCUAUAACCUCGAUGCCAUGUUCACCUUUACUGUAACGAUGGGCGUCACCGCUCUUCUCAUGGCCUGGGCUACCAUUUUGAUCGCCAUCAAGGGCUGGGCCCAACGGAAGGAGAUCAGGAGUCAAUAUGCAAAAAAACACGGCGGGGUGUUGGCCUAA
Messenger RNA from Cucurbitaria berberidis CBS 394.84, 1686 nucleotides. RefSeq lists its product as uncharacterized. The record is from RefSeq and is a predicted model, not a curated record. Lineage: Eukaryota; Fungi; Ascomycota; Dothideomycetes; Pleosporales; Cucurbitariaceae. The transcript is spliced from 4 exons. Bases 1 to 1686 code for a protein of 561 amino acids.